AUGAGUGGCGGCUGCCAUUGGCUGUGCCCGGCGCCUGCGGAUUGGCUCCGCGGCCGCGGAGGGACCGAUAAGGGCGGCUAUAAAAGCCCCGCGCCGGCGGCCGGGCCCCCAGCGCGCGGGAGGCGGCGGGGCCGGCGGAGCGGGGCCGGCGGAGCGGGGCCAGCGCUUCCCAGCCCGGCACGCUCGUCCUGCGGCGGCCGCGCCGUUGGCGGAGCCGGAGCGCGGAGCGGGCGCGCGGGCCGCCGCAGCGCGGCAACUUGCCGGAGAAUGCUCCGCAAGUGCGGGCUGCUGCUGCUGCCGCUGCUGCUCGGCGCCGCCGCCGCCCUCGACGCCGAGCACAAUGACUCCGUGAGCCCCCGCAAAGCCCGCGGCGCCGCGCAGAGCUCCGCCGAGGUGGUGCGCUGCCUCAACGGCGCGCUGCAGGUGGGCUGCGGGGCCUUCGCCUGCCUGGAGAACUCCACCUGCGACACGGACGGCAUGUACGACAUCUGCAAGUCCUUCCUGUACAGCGCCGCCAAGUUCGACACGCAGGGCAAAGCUUUUGUGAAAGAAAGCUUGAAGUGCAUUGCAAACGGAGUUACGUCCAAGGUUUUCCUCGCCAUCCGGCGGUGCUCCAUGUUCCAAAGAAUGAUCUCGGAGGUGCAGGAGGAGUGUUACAGCAAGCUGGACAUGUGCGGCAUCGCAAAACGAAACCCCGAAGCAAUCACCGAGGUCGUCCAGCUUCCAAAUCAGUUCUCAAACAGAUACUACAACAAGCUGGUGAGGAGCUUGCUGGAGUGUGACGAAGAGACUGUGAGCACCAUCAAGGACAGCUUGAUGGAGAAGAUCGGGCCCAACAUGGCCAGCCUGUUCCAGCUGCUGCAGACGGAGCAGUGCGCGCAGGGCGCCGCGCGCGCGGACUUCGUGCGCCGGCGCCUCGGCGAGCCCCAGAAGCUCAAGCUCUACCUGAGGAAGCUGCGAGGUGAGGGCCCCGCGGCAGCGCCCGCCGAGCGCGCCGCCCCGCCGAGCGCGUAG
Messenger RNA from Nothoprocta perdicaria, 1014 nucleotides. RefSeq names its product stanniocalcin 1 (gene STC1). The transcript has 4 exons. Lineage: Eukaryota; Metazoa; Chordata; Aves; Tinamiformes; Tinamidae. Bases 1 to 1014 code for a protein of 337 amino acids. Gene Ontology annotation, biological process: intracellular calcium ion homeostasis. Gene Ontology annotation, molecular function: hormone activity. Gene Ontology annotation, cellular component: extracellular region. The record is from RefSeq and is a predicted model, not a curated record.